UAUAAUGUAUUUGUCAAAUGGAUCAACACAUCCAACGAUUUCCAUUUAAUAUUAUGAAUAUUAUUUUUUGUUAUUGUUAAAAAUCGGUAUGAGUUCCAAGAAAUCUGAUAAUAAUAAGCUACCAGAUGGUUGGGUACUAUGUCAAUCAAAAUCAAUUCCGGGAAGGAAGUAUUUUUUUAACAAAAAAACUGGGAAAUCUUCGUGGUCCCAGCCCCAGGCUGAUGACAAAUCUGGUAGGAUGACGUGUAAAAAAGAAAAAUUAAGGAGACAAGAAAGAAAGCGGAGAGAGGAACUCGCCAAAAAGGCAGCCAAAAGGAAAAGUGAUGUUAAUGAUGGAAGUGAUUCAAGGAAAAGAACCAAAGGUGCUUCUGAUGCAGGGUGCAGCUCUAGAGGUAGGCUGAAAGAAAGUCCUCAUCAUCAUAGAAGGAGAAAAGAGUCAUCACAACCAUCACACAGCACUCCAAAAACCACUCCAUCAAAAUGUACACUCAGUAACUCUGUGUCUCCACAAAAACAUUCCUCUUCAAAAAAUACAGCAAAUACAAGGCUUUCAAAUCUAAGAGCAAAACUGGCAGCAGAAGUAAGAGAAGAAGACCUCAAUCUUAAAAAGAAGAUCAGUCCUAAAACAAAUAACGAAACACCACAGAAGAGUCAAAGAAGUGAGCAGAAAAGUCCCAGCCUAAAUGAUUCCAAAUCAACUCAAUCACCGAGCAGUGAUAGCUCUCAAUCAAUGCCCUCACCCUCGCAGUUCUUUGCUGCUAAUAAGAUCAUAUCUUCAAUGAAGGCUCAGUUGCCUGAGGAGUAUUGUAAUAAAGAGAAACAGAAGGAUACUUUUGCGGAUAUUGAAAAGGGUAUAUGUAGCCAAACAACCGAGUACCCGUUUUCAAAGCACCCCGCUACACCCCCACAGUUUUCGGAAGCCAGCAAAUUAGUAUCGGCUAUAAAAUCCAAAUUGGCAUACAAAGGCUCCUCUUCGAAGGAAGGACUCAAAACAUUUCCGUCAGCCAAUGCCAGGCUGGAAGUUUUGAGGGCGAAUCUGAGUAUGGAGGCAGAACAAGAAAUGGGGGAUAGUUUUUUAAGUAAAAGUAAUGAUUCAGAACAAAGGGACAUAUCAGAGGCAAUGGAGGUUGAAGAAAUAAAAGAGGCCAAACAUAAUGAGACGUUUCUGAGGGACAGCACGUCGGGAGACGACCUGGUUUUGGUCAUUGACACUAAUAUAUUUAUUCAUGACCUUGACUUCAUCAAGGUCGUCCUCAACUCACAUAUCAAAGGCUACAGCGAACAACCAACAGUCCUCGUUCCCUGGCGAGUGAUCAACGAGCUCGACCGUCUUAAAGACAACAACAACGGCAACGGUUCCCUCUGCAAGAGGGCCAAGGCUGCUAUGGACUAUCUGUAUAAAUCACUACCAGAGAACAGCAGAAUUAAAGGUCAAUCAUUGAGGGAUGCCAAUUCUCACAUAUACCCGUGCGAGGUUCCAGACGAUGAAAUAUUGAACUGCAGCCUGCAGCAGCUGGAGAGAGACAAGAAUGUUAUACUGCUGACCAACGAUAAGAACCUGUGUAACAAGGCCAGCAUCAAUAACGUGAAACACAGCAACGUCAGCGAACUGCAGAAACUGGUGGAGAACAAGCCACAGCCGCAGACCAGCGACCUGCGGGCCACCGUCAAGAGAUACACCGAAGGAGUCUACCACCUCCUCGCCAACAUACUGGAGAAUGAGAUGCGAGCCAAGUACAACGAGCUCUGGCAGCACGUGGUGUUCAAGCCGCCGCCCUGGUCGCUGGACGACGUCCUGCAGUGCCUGCUGAAGCAUUGGAUCGCCGUCUUCAACGAGGUGUUCCCCAGGAUCGAGCAUCUGUUGGCCGACCUCCGAACCAGCCUCAUAACGAUCGAGAAAAAAGAGCCGAGCACCCUGACGCAGUCCGAGGUGUCGACGUUUAAGGAGUUGUGUGUGGACGUGACCCGCCGCUGUCAGAUCAUCCCGGAGUACAUGGAGCUGGCUAAGACCACCCUCGCGCAGCUGACGCGAGACGGAAUCGCCCCGGACACCGUGGACGCCUUCGAGGCGCUCUGGACCGUGCUCUCCAGCUACUGCGCCAAGCUGGCUUCAGCGUUGGGCGUGUCUCACUGUAUCGAGGACUCGGUGGGCGGCGAGGAGGGCCUGCAGCAGCUGGUGUCCAGGAUCGCCUCCGUCAGCUCGCACGUCAACAAUCUGGCCGCCGCACUAGCUGGGGCCCUGGAGGGGGGAGCGGGCGGGGAGGGCGCGGAGGGUGUGAGUAGUCCGUCGUCUCGUCUGCAGCACGCCGUGCUGUCCGCGCUUGCUGACUGCGGCCUGCGGGCGGCGCUGCGGCGGGACCAGCUGGUCGCCUUCUGCCAAGACUGCAGGAACAUGUUGCAGGAGGCUCACGACAAGUUCUCGCAGCUGUCCGAGCUGCUGAGCGUGUGUCAGGGCAGACUGGCCACCGCCGUCCGCGACAUGAACUGACCGUUCUGCUGAGAACCCCGUCUCUGUCAUCCAGGUGUCGGCUCUCUGCACGACGUCACGCGCGCCUCUCCCUCUAACAACAUUAAGUGUUUUGUUUCCCAUGUACCUAGUAUAGUGAACGUCUGUUAACUAUCGAUGUCUGUCGCCGCGCGUGUCGUGUCGUGUCGCGUCGUGUCGUGUCGUUUCGUGUCGUGUCGUCUCGUCUCGUCCCCGUUCCCCGUAUCUAGUCGCAAUUUGUACAAACAAAUUUAAUAUUAACUUAGAGCAAAUUUGUAUAAAACGUAUUUAUCUUCGUAUUAUUUAUGAAGUUCCUUUCAUAAUGUUUUUUCUAUUUUUUAUUAUAACUUUACAUGUGUGUGUGUAACGUGAAAUAUGUGUGUGCGUGAGUGUGUGUGUGUAACGUGAAAUGAGUGUGUGUGUCUGUGUGUGUAACGUGAAAUAUGUGUGCGUGAGUGUGUGUGUCUAUGUGUGUGUGGGGGGGGGAGUAUGUGUGUGUGUGUAUGCGUGUUCGUGUGUGUGCAUGUGUGCGUGUGCGUGUGUGUGUGGUUGAUUCCAUGCCGGGCUCGUAUCGUUUUGUGUAACCUCAAACAGCAAGCUCUUCCUGCUUGUAAAUGAUUCGUUCGUUAAGUUCAAUCUUAAUGUGUUCAUGUUCUCGCUCGUUCCAUCAGAGAUCCAGAAUGUUUGCUGUUACGUUAACAAACAUUAUUUCUGUGUUUGUAUUAAUACUUUAAGGAGUUGUUUUUUAUUUAUUAUAAUAAUUAUAUUGAUGUUUUUUUUACAGUAGGAUAAGUGAUUUAUUACUGUUACGUUAAAAUUUGUAAUUAUGUUAAGAGAUCAUUAUAAUCCUACUUCAAUGCAUUUAUCACUGUUUACAACGAGUUCUCAUCGUCACACUACACACCAAGCGUUCCCCGUUCGUCAUUCAAUAACCUACUUUAAUACUGUAACAUGAGAGUAUUUGUAAAUGAAAGACUGGAAACGUCUAGUAUGUAGUGUGAUGGUGCGAACUCGUUCUAAGGGAAUAGGCCAGAUAUAAAAUUUACAGUAACCGAAAUAAGAUGAGCUAUGUAUUAUCGGAUGCAUUAUAAUGAUCCGUGUUGUAUAUUUGUUGUGAUGUGAAAGGGACUUCAUCGUCUUCCAAGACUGACUACUGUAUAUUUUGGUACGCCUUAAAUAAGUUCUGUAGAUACUUCCGGCGGUCCCGACGUCUGACAGCGAGGGAUCUUGUUAUAAUGGUCGUCAUCCGAUGAAACGCCAGCGCCGGCGGCGGGACCGCUCCGUGUUGGACGUUAAGUUUUAUUGAGCCGUUCGUUUAAGUUUCUUUGUAUAUAUCAUUGUUCCGGCUGUUGUCUAACUCGUAGGCGUUAAGGAUAACUCCGCUCGGUGUGCGCCGACUCCGGCUUAGUACAGAAACUAAUAAAUGUAUGUAAGAAACGAUUAAAUAACAAAAAAAAUAUAAUGUUCUCCUCAUCCGUAUACAAAUAAUUGAUGUCAAUGUCUUACUGAUUAUGCUGUCUGUGUGUCCGGUAGAGGGCGUUAGCUGCUAUACUAUGUUAAGCGUUUUUAGGUUCUAAAGAUGUAUUUAAAACCAUGAAACUAUUCAGAUUCUACAAAACCGAGUUUGGAAAAUACAAAUGUCGUAAAGAUUAGAACUUCCGUUUAAUUUGUAAUGCAGGGGCAAUGCACCUUGCUUGUUGGCAUGCGGCGCCGCUCGGGGCUCGCUGACCGCCGCUCUGCCACACAACACCCUGUAUAAACAGCUUGUUCACUGACCUGAGCUGGCGCUGGCAAGACUUACAUAUAAUGUUACAUUUGCCAAACGCGUGGCCUGGGGGCUCCAAUAAAACUAUUGAAAAAAUCUUUUAUUUAUCAUCCCUUUUCAAAGAUUGUAUGUCACACCGAACAGGUCCAGCGGUGCUCGGUGGCCUGUCAGUAUCACAAACUAUUUACUGUUUCAUUCAAAAAACUUGGGUAAAUAGAAGAAUUUAUAUAAAAACUAUAGUGAUUUCUAUCCUAUAUAUUAUUUUGUAUUUAUCAAUAAAUAUAUAUAACUACA
Molecule: messenger RNA, 4544 nt
Organism: Danaus plexippus (monarch butterfly)
Lineage: Eukaryota; Metazoa; Arthropoda; Insecta; Lepidoptera; Nymphalidae
Gene: Swt1
Product: transcriptional protein SWT1
Exons: 12
Coding region: 89-2488 (799 amino acids)
Cellular component (GO): nucleus
Molecular function (GO): protein binding
Source: RefSeq, a predicted model, not a curated record